Molecule: messenger RNA, 1812 nt
Organism: Rasamsonia emersonii CBS 393.64
Lineage: Eukaryota; Fungi; Ascomycota; Eurotiomycetes; Eurotiales; Trichocomaceae
Product: Transposon-encoded protein with TYA
Exons: 1
Biological process (GO): DNA integration
Molecular function (GO): nucleic acid binding
Source: RefSeq, a predicted model, not a curated record
UGUCAGCAUUUCGAACAUGGAGAGUUAUUUGGAAGGAGCAAACACACUAUCCGAGUGAUCUCUGAUCACAAAAAUCUUACCUACUUCACGACAACUAAAGUGUUGACGCGAAGGCAGGCAAGAUGGGCCGAGAUACUUGCAAACUAUGACUUUGUCAUUGAGCAUUGCAAGGGAAAAGAAAAUGGACAAGCAGAUGCACUGAGCCGACGAGCGGACUAUGAAGAAGGAAUUCGAAAACCUGAACCAGCACUGCUUCGGAAGACUGAAGACGGAACCAUGAUGUAUAAUCAUCAGGUUGCUAGUCUUGAAGCAACAAGCGAACUCUUGAAAUCAUCAUUUAUCGACAAACUCAUUGAGGAAACAAAAAGGGACACCAUGAUUCAACAAAUGUUAGAGAACUCUGCAGACAACGACAAACUGACUCAAGGUGAUGAUGGGAUUGUCUAUCUCCACAACCUUAUCUAUGUGCCACAAAGCCUACGGCAAGAAGUGAUCAAAAUGCACCACGAUCUACCGGCUCAUGGGCACAUGGGAACCGAGAAAACAACGGAACAGAUCUCGAGGAAUUACUACUUUCCGAACAUGAGACGAACAGUGGAACGAUACAUCAAAAAUUGUGACAGCUGUCAAAGAAACAAACCAGCACGACAUCAACCAUAUGGAAAGCUUCAACCACUAGAAGUACCAAAAAGGCCAUGGGAAUGGAUUACUAUCGACUUCAUCACGCAGUUACCAAAAUCGCUUGACAUAACGACUAAGAAGCACUAUGAUGCUAUCAUGGUGAUCGUUGACAGAUUGACAAAAUACGCAUACUUCAAACCAGUGGAAUCAACAGCGAAUGCGACACAAAUAGCAGCAGUAUUACUGCAAACGGUCACAGCAAAUCAUGGAAUGCCACGAUUCAUCACAACCGACAGAGAUAAGAUAUUCAUUUCGAAACUAUGGCGUUCAUGGAUGGAUCUGAUAGGGGUAGAGCAUAGACUCAGCACCUCAUACCAUCCACAGACCGACGGGCAAACCGAACGAACCAACCAGACAAUCGAACAAUAUCUUCGACAUUAUCUUGAUUAUGAUCAGGAUAAUUGGGUUGAUAUUUUACCAAUUGCGCAAUUUGCAUACAACAACGCAAUCAGUUCGACGACUGGAGAAACACCAUUCUACGCGAACUACGGAUAUCACCCUCAAUUGGCCUAUGAACCUCUGAAACAGCAAGAAGAAGCACCACUGGCAAAAGAACAUGCGGACAAUCUACGACACAUGCAUACAAUGAUGCAACGAGAUAUUGAAUUCGUGAACCUCAGAAUGGCAACAUACUACGAUAAGAAGAGAUCUGAGGGACCAGAUCUCAAGGAGGGGGAGAAAGUUUACCUUCUACGACGAAACAUCAAAACUAAACGACCGAGCGCAAAAUUGGAUCACAUUCGACUAGGACCAUUUACCAUUGAAAAGAAAACCGGACCAGUGAACUACAAACUCAAACUACCAGAAAGCAUGAAGAUACAUCCAAUUUUUCAUAUCUCAUUGCUGGAACGAGCACCAGAAAACGCCAAGGAACCCGGAAAUAUCGAACUGGACGACACCACAGAAGAAGAAUACGAGGUCGAAAAGAUUCUGGCAAGGAAAAGAGUCAACGGUCAAAUCUAUUACUUAGUCAAGUGGAAGGGAUACGAUACUUCAGAAAACACAUGGGAACCAAUUAAGAACUUGACGAAUUGCCGUGAGAAGAUUCGAGAAUUCCACCGACAGCAACAAGCUCAGAUGGAUUCGGAGACCAGCGAAGAAUCUCAUUUAUCUGACUCUCAGUCAGAUUAG